GGGACGGGACGGCACGGCACGGGACGGCACAGCGCGGCUCGGCACGGCACAGCCCGGCACAGCCCGGCCCGCAGCGUCCCGGCCCGCCGGAGCCAUCGCCCGGCCCAACCCGCAGCGCCCCCGGCCCGCCCGCCCGCCGCCACGAUGCUGGCGCUGCUGUCCCGGCUGCUCGAUUGGUUCCGCUCGCUCUUCUGGAAGGAGGAGAUGGAGCUGACCCUGGUGGGGCUGCAGUACUCGGGCAAGACCACCUUCGUCAACGUCAUCGCGUCAGGUCAAUUCAGUGAAGAUAUGAUUCCUACUGUGGGCUUCAACAUGAGGAAAGUUACAAAGGGUAAUGUUACAAUAAAGAUUUGGGAUAUAGGAGGGCAGCCCCGAUUCCGGAGCAUGUGGGAGCGAUAUUGCAGAGGAGUUAAUGCUAUUGUCUACAUGGUAGAUGCUGCAGAUCGUGACAAAAUAGAAGCCUCUCGGAAUGAGCUGCACAAUCUUCUAGAUAAGCCCCAGUUACAAGGAAUCCCUGUUCUAGUACUUGGAAAUAAGAGAGACCUUCCUAAUGCUUUGGAUGAGAAACAGCUAAUUGAAAAGAUGAACCUUGCUGCUAUUCAGGACAGAGAAAUCUGCUGCUACUCAAUUUCUUGCAAAGAGAAGGAUAAUAUAGAUAUCACGCUUCAGUGGCUUAUUCAGCAUUCAAAAUCUAGAAGAAGCUGAAGUCUUCCUGGAAUCUCCAGUACCAGUUGGCCAUAAUCUCAAUUGUCCACUUCCCUCCAUAAUGAGAUACUACCCAAAAAUCCUGUAUCAAGAAUCUGCCUUUUCACGGUUCAUCUCUCAUGUGCACUGCUGAAGACUUGUAUUCCUAUUCUGUCACAAAACAACUAGAGUUGUCAUGAUAAAGUCAGCACAAAUAUUUAUUUUACAACCAUCUGUGGUGGGAGGGUUGUGUGGGGGGCUUUUUAAAGAAAUAUCUCUACCAUGUUAACUACGAUGGUACACUCUGUUCUGGUUUUUCAGGGCCAGGUUUUUAUAUGAUUUUCAGCAAGUGUUUUAUUUCUAGUGUUUAGUGGCUUGAAGAUGCUGAUGCUUGACAGCAUUAAGAUUCUGUAAGAUGCCACAUACAGUAGUUAGAAAACAUUUAAGCGUGAGUUGUGGGAUACUGAUUGAUCUCACAAAUGCAUGUGAUGUGUGUAUGUAAGCAGAGAAAUGGAAACUGUUUGCAGAGGGGAGCACAAGGCAUAGAUCAGCAUCACUAAUCUACAGCUGAGAUCCCGUCACUUGAACAAGAAAACUCUCUUGAUGAAUUAGGAAAGUCAUCUGUUUAAAAUCAUUCUGUUGCUUCCGUUUAACAUUUAUGUGGGGGAUGGGAACGGACUGUUCUGUCAAACUUUCAAAAAUCGGAGUAUUCCAGCAUGAAAACGAAUCGCUAGGAACAUCAGGCUGUGUUCAAAUACAUUUUUCUAUCUCCA
Molecule: messenger RNA, 1457 nt
Organism: Cinclus cinclus
Lineage: Eukaryota; Metazoa; Chordata; Aves; Passeriformes; Cinclidae
Gene: ARL8B
Product: ADP ribosylation factor like GTPase 8B
Exons: 7
Coding region: 145-705 (186 amino acids)
Biological process (GO): protein transport; anterograde axonal transport
Cellular component (GO): lysosomal membrane
Molecular function (GO): GTP binding; GTPase activity
Source: RefSeq, a predicted model, not a curated record